AUGUUGGCUAUCACAGCUCUUGUAUAUGGCCUCUUCUUAGGUCGAACUCUUGCCCAUUCUGUAAAAAGAUGGACCAACGGUGGCUUAGCUACGGGGAAAACAGACCCGAAUGUUGUCGCUGACUGCGAUUACUGGGCUAAUGUUAUAGAAUCUGGCGACACCUGUGAGUCUUUGGAGUCACACUUUGGCCUAACAGCUGCGCAGUUAGCCACAUGGAACCCAUUAUUGUCAGGUAAUUGCACAUUGAAUAUAGGUUGGUCGUAUUGUGUCGACGCACCAUACACCACAACUAUAUUGAGAAUAUCGAGCCCAUCUCCAGCGACGGCUGCUUCUAAAAUUAUGGUGCCUACUACUUUUGUCACAUCAACUACAAGUACUGCGGACCAUGCGCCGUCGCCGACUCAAACUGGCCUGAUUUCCUCUUGCAACGCUUACUAUCUUGUUAAACCAGGUGAUACCUGUUAUGGCAUACAGUCGCAAUUUGGAAAUUUCACCCUGGCUCAGUUCUACACAUGGAAUCCGGCAGUCAAAACGGAUUGUUCGGAUUUAGAGGCAGGAUAUUAUGCUUGCAUUGGAAUCUCCUUAGGACAAUCAACUACUAGCGUCAUAACGACUGCCACGGCGACUUCCACUUCAACAUCAGGCCCCAUCCCAACGCAAACUGGAAUUACAAACAAAUGUGACAAGUACUAUCAGGUCGUGUCUGGCGAUACUUGUGCAGGUAUUGCCAGUAAUUAUGAUAUCUCCCUGAGCCAAUUCUAUGAUUGGAACCCAGCUGUUGGCAACAGCUGCACAGACCUUCUUGCAGGUUAUUAUGUAUGUGUAGGGGUUGUUGGUAUGUCUCUCCAAAAGCGAAGCAAAAGAAGAAAGAGAAAUGCAGAGGACAAAGAAAGAACGAGAAAGAAUUAUUUCAUAGGACAACCUACUUAUUCUCAAACAAUGACGACAGCAACUGCAACCUCCGCCGGGCCAUUGCCGACGCAGUCGGGGAUCAUAUCCAGCUGCACGUCUUAUUAUCAAGCCAAGACCGGCGACACAUGCAGCUCUAUCGUGACUGGUCACUAUUCGUAUUUGACAGUUGACGAAUUCGAAAAGUGGAAUCCAGCAGUAGGGACCAACUGCGGUAAUCUAUUGCCUGGUUACUACUAUUGCGUUGCUACUAGCUCCGUUGAACCGGAACCUGGAACGAUCAAAACAUGCACGUCGUACCACUUGGUCGUCAGUGGAGAUACUUGUUAUAGUAUUGAGCAGAAAUUCGGCAUCAGUACCGCAAAUUUUCAAUCCUGGAAUCCUGGCGUGGGUAGUUCAUGUUCGUCAUUGUGGGCUGGGUACUACGUCUGCGUUGGGGUAUGA
Messenger RNA from Talaromyces proteolyticus, 1353 nucleotides. RefSeq names its product LysM domain protein. The record is from RefSeq and is a predicted model, not a curated record. The coding region runs from base 1 to 1353 and encodes 450 amino acids. Lineage: Eukaryota; Fungi; Ascomycota; Eurotiomycetes; Eurotiales; Trichocomaceae. The transcript has 5 exons.